CGCAACCUCUCAGCCUUGACCUAGACUUCUUGGUUCAAAACGGGGAUCAAUAACUCGUUUACCAGUUAUGCCUCUGUGAGUAUCGAUAUUGAAUGAUUAUCCGAAAUCGGAUUACUGAUAGUCACUAGUCAUUUGCUGGGUAAAAAGUCCUGGAAUGUCUAUAACAAAGAUAACAUCGAGAAAGUCAGGCGCGAUGAGGCUGUUGCGAAAGCCAAGGAGGAGGCGGAGGAGCAACAGAUGCAAGAGUUAGAUGCAGAGCGUCGAAUGCAAAUCUUACGAGGGGAGAUACCUACACCCUUGCCUGUAGAAGAUAAAGUAGAAGAAGACGAAGGUCCGCGAGAAAGACGUUCUCAUGGUUCUCGCGAAGAACGCAAGAGGAAGCCUAGGAAGAGAAAUGGGGAAAACGACACUGAUUUCGAGAUGCGCAUUGCAGCUCAAGGUACACAGUCUUCGAAAGAUAAACGUCAAGUUAUUUUACGAAAAUCUACAGAUGGGCCAUUAGUUGAUCAUGCCGGAAAUAUUAAUUUAUUCCCCCAAGAACAUUCACACAAGUCUCGAGUCGAGAAGAAUGCGGAGGCAGAGAAGGAAAAGGAGAAGAAAAAGAAAGAAUAUGAAGAUCAAUAUACAAUGCGGUUCUCGAACGCGGCGGGUCUAAAACAAGGUCUCGAUAACCCGUGGUAUUCGAAGGCAAGGACAGAGGUAAAACCCAUUGAAUACCCAGGUAAGGACGCAUGGGGGAAUGAGGAUCCAAGACGAAAAGAAAGAGAUGCGGCGAGGAUUGUUUCAAACGAUCCAUUGCUUUCUAUGAGACAGGGUGCUGCUCAAGUACGACAAGUAAAAAGGGAAAGGGAACAAUGGAUGAAGGAGAAAGAGAGAGAGGUAAGGGACCUGGAGGCAGAGCAACGAAGGAAUAAAAGGAAACGGAGACAUGAUAAUGAUAAUGAUAAUGACGGAAAAGACGAUGAUUUGGAAGGAUUUAGUUUGGACAGGCCCGAAAAGAGGUCACGAAGCUCUCAUCGUAGGACUGAUGCGGACCAUGAACAAGAGCGAGAACGUAGGCAUCGACAUCGUCGGAGGUCAGAAAGAGAUGAGAGCGAUCGACAUCUACACAAACAUCAUCAUCACAAUAGAGAUUAGCGGAUUUAUUAUUUAGUAUUACAAUUUGCAGCCUAAUUAU
Messenger RNA from Sclerotinia trifoliorum, 1177 nucleotides. The record is from the annotation of a GenBank genome assembly. NCBI's taxonomy places the organism in Eukaryota, Fungi, Ascomycota, Leotiomycetes, Helotiales, Sclerotiniaceae.